Molecule: messenger RNA, 4269 nt
Organism: Fonsecaea pedrosoi CBS 271.37
Lineage: Eukaryota; Fungi; Ascomycota; Eurotiomycetes; Chaetothyriales; Herpotrichiellaceae
Exons: 3
Coding region: 1-4269 (1422 amino acids)
Biological process (GO): positive regulation of transcription elongation by RNA polymerase II; mRNA transcription by RNA polymerase II; nucleosome organization
Cellular component (GO): transcription elongation factor complex
Molecular function (GO): nucleosome binding; DNA binding; histone binding
Source: RefSeq, a predicted model, not a curated record
AUGGACCUCAUCGAUGAUCGCGCAGUUCUCGGUGAUGAAGAGGAGGACGAAUCCUUCGAUGAAGACACGGGUGAAGCAAGACCAAAGUCAACUGGCGCGAACGGACACUUUGAUGAUUCCUCUGAAGAAGAGGAAGAGGACGAAGAUGAAGAGGCUGCAGCCGAGGUUGCCAAAGACUUCAUUGUUGACGAGGACGAAGAAGAUGAAGAAGCCCGCCGCGAACGAAGACGAGAACGAAAGAAGCGACGCCGCGAAGAGCGCGAAGAUGAAGAUCUCGAUGAAGAGGAUUUGGAGCUCAUCGGCAUGAAGCCCACUGAAGAACCAACCGAAUCAAAGUUCAAGAGACUCAAGCGAGGCCCUCGAGAAGACCGUGACGCGCAACAGCAUUACGGUGUCAAUGAUAUUUUCGGUCAUUCCGACGAGGAAGAGGAGGCGGUUGACUACAGUCGGCGGAGUCGUCAGGACCGACGAGGGCUACAGGACGAGUUUGACGAUUUCAUCGAAGAGGAUAUCUUCUCAGACGAAGAGCAACAACGGCAACGUGAAGAUGAAGAAGUGGCCAGACAUAAUCGUCGUGGGAUCGCGGAGCUGGGUAUCGCUGAUGCAGCCGGGCUCGAUGAGCAGGCCCUGGAAGACUUUCGCGCGGCCUUUGGUGAUGGAACAGACUACGACUUUGCUCUAGAGAAGGAGGAAGAGGCUGACGAAGAGGAAGCCAAAAAGGACAAGAACCUUCAUCUGAGAGAUGUCUUUGAGCCUUCGCAGCUGGCGGAAAAACUACUCACCGACGAGGACAAUGAAGUUCGAUUCACCGAUAUACCCGAACGUCAUCAGCUGGCCCGGAGACCAUACCGCGACCUUGAACUGACCGAAGACGAGGUCAAAGAAGAAGCACUGUGGAUAGCCAAUCUGAUCCUACCCUCGAAGGGGCACGAUGAGAUCCACCACGAACCUUUCAGACGCGCUGUCGCAGAUAAUCUGGACUUGAUGACUCGGCAGGACUUUGAACCGCCGUUCAUCUACAUGCACCGAAAAGAUUAUCUACUGUUCCCACAGACUAAGGUGGUCGGUGUGCAGGAAGAUGGGAGUCCGAAAGUCAUCGACGACACCGUCAAACUUCUCAACCAGAAAGAUCUGUGGCGCAUACUGGAGCUUGAUCUAAAGUAUCGAGCGCUUAUCGAAAGGAAAAGAGCGCUACAGAAGACUUACGCGGAUCUGCAUUCGGCCAGUGUACCGGAAGACACCACCUUCGAACAACUCCUACCCCGGGCUGCUACGAUGGAGGAUCUUCAGGAUUUACAGGACUAUCUAUAUUUUGAGUACGCUUCGCAGCUCAAAGAUCUGGCGCUGACCUCGAAUGGCGAGACCAAUGGGGUGAGCAUGUCUCAGAAGAAAGCAUCGACCAGAAGUGUUUAUGAGGAAAUUCGUGCCUCGAAGGCAUUUGGUCUCGUUCGCGCCUUUGGUAUUACUGCGGACGCAUUUGCGCGAAACGCCGCCAGGGAAGGUGUUCGGACGUACACAGAGGAUCCCUCUGACAGCCCCGAGAAUCUUGCUGAUACAAUGGUUGACGAUGAAUUCCCUACUGGCGCUCGAGUGCUCAAGGCUGCCAAGGCCAUGUUUAUUGAACAGUUGGCAACGAACCCACGGAUUCGACGUCUCAUCAGAGAGAAAAUCUUUCCCCAAGGGGUUAUUGAUUGCCAUCGUACCGAAAAAGGCCUUCGCAAGAUCGACGAACAACAUCCUUAUUACGAGUUCAAAUACCUUCGAAACCAGAAGUUAUUUUACUUCAGUGAUCGACCCGACUUGUUCCUCAAGAUGCUGAAGGCCGAGGAAGAAGGCUUAAUCGAGAUUCGGGUCCGACUGCCAGGACUGGAUGCAUUCAAGAAAGAACUCAACAAGCACAUCGAAACAGACAAUUAUUCUACUGUAGCAGAUGCGUGGAACCAGGAACGUCGAGAAGCGGUGUCAAUCACUGUUGACAAAAUUAUGAAAUUGAUGGCCCGAUCGGUCAAGGAAAACCUCAAGGAACAAUGCGAAGCGACCAUUGGAAAUGACUGCCGCGACGAAUUCUAUGCAAAACUUGAUCAGGCACCAUGGAAGCCGAGGGGUUUGGCUAAAGGUACCAUUCCGCGGGUUUUGGCCAUGACCAAUGGUGGCGGGACCGUUGGACGCGAUCCUAUUUACUGGGCCUAUGUCAGUGAUGAGGGCAGAGUUCUUGAGCACGGUCAGUAUAAGGAGCUAGGCCCCGGCAACCGAGAACGCGGCAUCCCCGACGGCAAAGACGUCGACGCGCUCUUGGAAGUUAUCCGAAGGAGGGAGCCUGAAGUCAUCGCUGUCUCAGGAUGGUGUCCCGACACCCGCAAACUUCUAGCAAACUUGACCACAUUGGUCAGCAACCAUGACCUUCGUGGCGCGACAUACACGGAUGACGAUGAUCAAGAUCGAAGCGACCUCUUGGACGUCAUUCUGGUUAACGACGAGGUGGCGCGUAUGUCGAAAUCUGGCGAUCGAAUGAAAGCCGAUAACCCAGGAGUUCCUGAAAUGGCUCUCUACUGUGUUGGACUUGCGAGGUACAUGCAAUCACCCCUCAAAGAAUACGCGGCUCUAGGACGAGACAUUGUAUCCAUCAACUUCCACUCUGCCCAGAACCUGCUGCCACAAGACAAAUUACUGAAGAAACUGGAAACUGCUCUUGUGGAUACGGUCACCAUGACCGGCGUGAACAUUAAUGAGGCUGUGACUGAUCCUGGGUUGGCAAAUCUGCUUCCCUACGUGGCUGGUCUUGGGCCUCGAAAGGCUUCACAUCUGGUCAAAGUGAUCAACCUCAACAAUGGCUUUGUCAGGGCUCGAGAGGAUUUGCUGGGUCUCAACGAUAAACACCAGGCCAUGGGACCCAAAGUCUGGGCCAAUGCGGCAUCUUUCUUAUACAUCGACUUCGAGAUGUCAGAUCCAGACUCUGAAUAUCUAGACAACACGCGUAUACAUCCCGAAGACUACGAUAUUGCUCGGAAGAUGGCAGCUGAUGCACUCGAACUCGAUGAAGAAGACAUUGAGGCCGAGAGACAGGAGGGAGGAUCGGGAGCAAUUGUGCGCCGCUUGAUACGAGAAGAAGCGCAAGAGCGUGUUCAUGAUCUGGUUCUCGAGGAAUAUGCCGCACAGUUGGAACAAAACCUCAACUCCAAAAAGCGCAGCACACUGGAGAAUAUCACCGCUGAGCUCAACGAUCCCUAUGAAGAAUUGAGAAAUCCGUUCCGGGUCAACCUUGGUGAGUCCGAGGUGUUCACAAUGCUCACAGGUGAGACGAGGGAGUCCCUGCAGAGAGGCAUGAAUGUUCCCAUGACGCUGAAGAGAGUCACCGAUGAUCACAUGGAGGGCAAACUCGAAUGCGGCUUGGACGCGGUGGUUGAAGAUCGCCAAUGGGCAGACCCUGCCUUGUCACCAAAGCAGCUGUACAACAUCCACCAGACUGUUCAAGCUCACAUUACCUCGAUCAAUCGCAAAGACUUUAUCGUCACAGUGAGCUUGAGAGACGAGCAGGUCAAGAAACCAUUCAGGAGAUACAAUCACAACGAUCGGAACUACGACGAAUGGGAUGAGCGCGAAGAGGUGGCGGACAAGAAGUUGCUCGAAGAGAAAACGGACUUGGGCAACCGGGUCACCCGAGUGAUCAAGCACCCUCUCUUCCGGCCUUUCAAUUCGAAACAAGCGGAAGAGUACCUGGGCAGCCAAAACCGUGGUGACGUUGUGAUCCGGCCGUCGUCAAAGGGCAACGAUCAUCUUGCGGUGACCUGGAAAGUGGCCGACGGCAUCUUCCAACAUAUCGAUGUGCUCGAAUUGGACAAAGAGAACGAGUUCUCUCUGGGACGAACUCUGAGGAUAGGUGGAAGAUACAACUACUCGGACUUGGAUGAACUGAUUGUGCUGCAUGUCAAAGCCAUGGCCCGAAAAGUGGACGAGAUGUGCAACAACGAGAAAUUCCAGAACAAAUCCAAGGCCGCAUUAGAGGAGUGGCUAACCACCUAUACCAACGCAAACCCCAAGCGCUCCAUGUACCAAUUCUGCCUCAACCGUGAACGACCCGGCCAGUUCCACCUUGUCUUCAAGGCGGGCCAGAACGCGAAGCUCAUGGACUGGAGCGUGAGGGUAAUCCCACAAGGGUUCGAGUUGAUGAAACAGCCCUAUCCCACGAUGAAAGAUCUGUGCAACGGCUUCAAGUUGAUUUUCCAGAACAUGCAUGAGGCAGCGGCAAUGGGCAGACCCAUGCGAAGAUAA